Messenger RNA from Truncatella angustata, 1287 nucleotides. RefSeq names its product dihydrolipoyllysine-residue succinyltransferase. The transcript is spliced from 4 exons. Gene Ontology annotation, biological process: tricarboxylic acid cycle. Gene Ontology annotation, molecular function: dihydrolipoyllysine-residue succinyltransferase activity. Gene Ontology annotation, cellular component: oxoglutarate dehydrogenase complex. NCBI's taxonomy places the organism in Eukaryota, Fungi, Ascomycota, Sordariomycetes, Amphisphaeriales, Sporocadaceae. The coding region runs from base 1 to 1287 and encodes 428 amino acids. The record is from RefSeq and is a predicted model, not a curated record.
AUGUUCUCCAGGAGUUUACGCACCGCUGCACGUGUCGUCCAGACACGCAGCACCCUGCAGCCUAUGCGCGGCGUGCCUCUGUCUUCUCUCAUGAGCCAAGUUCGCACCUAUGCCGACACCGUCGUCAAAGUCCCGCAAAUGGCCGAGUCCAUCUCCGAGGGUACUCUGAAGCAGUGGAACAAGCAGGUUGGCGACUACGUGGAGGCCGACGAGGAGAUUGCUACCAUCGAGACUGACAAGAUCGAUGUCGCCGUCAAUGCCCCCGAGGCUGGUACCAUCCAGGAGCUCCUCGCCAACGAGGAGGACACCGUCACCGUCGGUCAGGAGAUCGCCAAGAUCAAGGCCGGUGGUGCGCCGGAGGGCGGCGACAAGUCGGAGUCAAAGGAGCCCCCGAAGGAGGAGGCCGCUUCCACCGACGCAAAGCCCGCCGAGCCCAAGGAGGAGAACAAGCCAGCCCCCAAGCAGGACUCCAAAUCAGAGUCCAAGCCUGAGCCUUCCAAGUCUGCCCCCAAGCCCGAGCCCAAGAAGGAGUCGAAGCCCUCGCAACCCGCCAAGGAGACCUCCGGUCCCCUCUUGGGCAGCCGGGAGGAGCGUCGCGUCAAGAUGAACCGCAUGCGUCUCCGAAUCGCCGAGCGUCUCAAGCAGUCCCAAAACACCGCCGCUUCCCUCACCACCUUCAACGAGGUCGACAUGUCCUCCCUCAUGGAGUUCCGCAAGCUCUACAAGGACGAUGUCUUGAAGAAGACUGGUGUCAAGCUCGGUUUCAUGAGCGCCUUCACCCGCGCUUCCGUCCUGGCCAUGCGCGACAUUCCUGCUGUCAACGCUUCCAUUGAGGGCGAGAACGGCGGUGACACCAUUGUCUACAGAGACUACGUCGACGUCAGCGUUGCUGUUGCUACCGAGAAGGGUCUUGUCACCCCCGUUGUCCGCAACACCGAGGCCAUGGACAUGAUCGCCAUUGAAAAAACCAUUGCUGAGCUCGGCAAGAAGGCUCGUGACGGUAAGCUCACCAUUGAGGAUAUGGCUGGUGGUACCUUCACCAUCAGCAACGGUGGUGUCUUCGGCUCGCUCAUGGGUACCCCCAUCAUCAACCUGCCCCAGAGCGCCGUCCUCGGUCUCCACGCCAUCAAGGACAAGCCCGUGGCCAUCAACGGCAAGAUCGAGAUCCGUCCAAUGAUGUACCUCGCAUUGACCUACGACCACCGUCUUUUGGAUGGUAGGGAAGCUGUUCAGUUCUUGGUCAAGAUUAAGGAAUACAUUGAGGACCCCAGGCGCAUGCUCUUGUAA